AUGGUCGUAACUGCUGACGUUGUCCUACCAGAAGAGUCGGAGUUAACUGUAGAGGAGGUCAAUUUGUCAACAGCUUCUUUGAGAGCGGGGUCUUUCCAUUUGGGAAAAUAUUGUGAACAAGCAAAUAAUGAAUUUAUGCUCUGCCGCUUUGAGGAGGAUGACCCUCGAAAAUGUAUCAAUGAGGGUAAGGCUGUUACUGCCUGUACAAUGGAUUUUUUCCGCAAAGUGAAAAAGGCUUGUGUGGCUGAGUUCAACCAAUACGCAAACUGCAUUGAUAAAAGCUCAGGAGAUUUUAGCCUUCAACAUUGCCGUAAAACGCAGGGGGUAUUUGACAAGUGUAUGCUAGAAAAUUUAAAUUUGGAACGUCCUCCGUUUGGCUACUUCUGUGAACCGCGGGUUCAUGAUACGAAGAGGCCAAAACCUCCACCCGAACCGAAGGCCGUAUAUCCUGAUGCAACUCCAGGUCUUCCGGACGACGCCGAGAGAAAACCCGCACGAUUUGGCUCGCGCUUCUACUGGAUGACCGAAUAA
Parnassius mnemosyne (clouded apollo) is the source of this 531-nucleotide messenger RNA. The record is from the annotation of a GenBank genome assembly. Lineage: Eukaryota; Metazoa; Arthropoda; Insecta; Lepidoptera; Papilionidae.